This is a messenger RNA of Capsella rubella, 2252 nucleotides long. RefSeq names its product pentatricopeptide repeat-containing protein At3g29230. Gene Ontology annotation, biological process: RNA modification. The record is from RefSeq and is a predicted model, not a curated record. Bases 230 to 2035 code for a protein of 601 amino acids. NCBI's taxonomy places the organism in Eukaryota, Viridiplantae, Streptophyta, Magnoliopsida, Brassicales, Brassicaceae. Gene Ontology annotation, molecular function: RNA binding; protein binding. The transcript has a single exon.
UAUUGCAUUGCAGCCCAUUCCCAAAUACAAAAAUGUGUCUAACUCUUAUAUAUGUGUGAUUCAUUUGAACUUAUAUGCUAAGGAUAAUAUCCAUAAGUUACUUAUCAGUUUUUAUCACUCUUCAAUCUUCUUAAAAGUUUCUCAAAAUCUCUCUGUUUCUUCUUCUUCUUCAUUAUGCAAACCCUAAUUCCCAUCUUCAAAGCUUAAUCCAACACUAUCUCCGACACUGAUGAUGACGUCAUCACUACCUGUCCGAGCUCCGACAUGGGUUUCAUCCCGGAGAAUCUUCGAAGAGAGACUCCAAGAUCUUCCAAAGUGUGCUAAUUUAAGCCAAGUGAAGCAGCUUCAUGCCCAGAUCAUUCGAAGGAACCUUCAUCAAGAUCUUCACAUAGCACCGAAGCUAAUCUCAGCUCUUUCUCUUUGCCGUCAAACCAAUUUAGCUCUUAGGGUUUUCAAUCAGGUUCAAGAACCUAACGUUCAUCUCUGCAAUUCUCUGAUUAGAGCUCAUGCUUUGAACUCGCAGCCGUAUCAAGCUUUCUUCGUUUUCUCUGAGAUGCAAAGAUUUGGUCUUUUCGCUGAUAAUUUCACUUACCCGUUUCUUCUCAAAGCUUGUUCGGGUCAAUCAUGGUUACCUGUGGUGAAGAUGAUUCAUAAUCACAUCGAAAAAUUGGGUCUUUCGUCUGAUAUUUAUGUUCCCAAUGCUCUCAUUGAUUGUUAUUGCAGAUGUGGUGGUUUAGGUGUUAGAGAGGCGAUGAAGUUGUUUGAGAAGAUGGGUGAGAGAGAUACUGUGUCUUGGAAUUCAAUGCUUGGUGGAUUAGUGAAAGCAGGGGAAUUGAGAGAUGCUCGCCAGUUGUUCGAUGAAAUGCCUCAAAGGGAUUUGAUUAGUUGGAAUACUAUGUUGGAUGGGUAUGCUAGAUGUAGAGAGAUGAGUAAAGCUUUUGAAUUGUUUGAGAAAAUGCCUGAGAGAAGUACUGUGUCUUGGUCGACGAUGGUUAUGGGUUAUAGUAAAGCUGGAGAUAUGGAAAUGGCUAAAAUUAUGUUUGAUAAGAUGCCAUUGCCGGCUAAAAAUGUGGUCACUUGGACGAUAAUUAUCGCUGGGUAUGCAGAGAAGGGUCUUAUGAAGGAGGCUGAUAGAUUAGUCGACCAAAUGGUUGCUUCAGGAUUGAGAUUUGAUGCCGCGGCUGCUAUUAGUAUAUUGGCUGCUUGUGCCGAGUCUGGUUUGCUCGGGUUAGGAAUGAGGGUUCAUUCCAUAAUUAAAAGGACUAACCUCAACUCGAAUGCUUCUGUGUUAAAUGCACUACUUGAUAUGUAUGCGAAAUGUGGUAGCGUUGAAAAAGCAUUUGAUGUUUUUAACAACAUGCCCAAGAAGGAUCUCGUUUCCUGGAACAGUAUGCUUCAUGGUCUUGGCGUUCAUGGCCACGGUAAGGAAGCAAUUGAGCUUUUUUUAAGGAUGAGAAAGGAAGGGAUCCAGCCCGAUAAAGUUACGUUUAUUGCUGUUUUGUGUUCCUGCAACCACGCCGGUCUCAUUGAUGAAGGCAUAGAUUACUUCUACUCGAUGGAGAAAGUGUAUGAUCUUGUUCCACAAAUUGAACACUAUGGUUGUCUUGUUGACCUAUUAGGUCGAGGGGGCCGGUUAAAGGAAGCGAUUAAAGUUGUCCAAACUAUGCCUAUGCAACCCAAUGUUGUUAUUUGGGGUGCUCUUCUUGGAGCGUGCAGGAUGCAUAACAAGGUGGAUAUUGCUAAGGAAGUCCUUGAUCACCUAGUUAAGUUAGACCCUUCUGAUCCGGGAAACUAUACACUGCUGUCAAAUAUUUAUGCAGCAGCAGAGGAUUGGGCAGGGGUUGCUGAUAUAAGAUCAAAGAUGAAGAGUAUGGGAGUAGAGAAACCAUCAGGAGCUAGUUCGGUUGAAUUGGAGGAUGGGAUACACGAAUUUACAGCUUUGGACAAAUCACACCCAAAAUCUGAUCAAAUAUAUCAGAUGCUUGGUAGUCUAAAUGAACCUCCAGAUACCGGUGAGCUGGUUGCUGUUGGAUAAAUUAAUUAGUUUAUGUUCGCGAUGCAAAAAUUUCGUCAAAGCCACAUUGUCAAGAUCAUUAGGUAUAGGCUGUGUACACCAGCAUUCAACAGUCUGGUCUAGGCCAUAAAUUUGUAGUUCAUUUUCCAGAGGAACACAGAUGGUUUUAUCCUUGUAAUUCACAAAAUUGGACGAUGGAUAUUGUAUAUACGACAUAAUUCAAUCACCUUGUUUGCAA